AUGCUAGCAUUGCUAGCAGAUAUAUGCUCAGCCAGAAGCUUGAAUACAACCAUCGAGGCGUUGAGCGUUGCUGGCGCUGCUACAUCAAAUGCUUACCCUCCCGCUAGCACAAAUUUCAACUCUAAAUUAUUCCCGCCCGAGUCCAAGGUAGGAUACCCGGGCCCAACACCAACGGGAGUAGAACCGGCUGCAAUUCAAACCGCCCCAAUCUAUCCUUACAACAAUGGACCUUCGGACAGCUUCCCGCUGGUUGCGCCGCAGCCCUGGGGAGCCAGCAAAUUCGGCAAGGGCUUUGACAUUACUAAGUACUGGGGAAAUCUCUCUCCUUGGUAUUCUGUGUCUUCAGCAGACUAUGACCUGCCCGACGCGAGCCCUUUAAUUCCGGAUGGCUGCAACAUUGUCCAGUUGCAUCUUCUUUACCGCCACGGUGCUCGUUAUCCUACCAGCGGCGCCGCUCCGGCUACCUUUGCUCAAAAAGUCCAAAAUGCGACUCAGGCGGGCGGGUUCAAAGUCGCUGGAGAAUUGGCUUUCCUGGCUGACUGGACUUACAAGCUCGGUGCUGAGCUGCUGACACCUUUUGGCCGCAGCCAAAACUUCAAUCUGGGAGUGGCCUAUCGUCAGCUAUACGGCAAUCUUUUAAACAAUUUCACUGCCAGCGGCACGAUCCCGGUCUUCCGCACCGAAUCUCAAGACCGCAUGGUCAAGACGGCCGAGAAUUUUGCUGCUGGUUUCUUUGGCGUGCCCGAAUACUUGGACCAAGUCAACAUCGAGAUCCUGGUUGAGAACCCCAGCGUGAAUAAUUCAGGCGCCCCGUAUGAAGUCUGCACCAACUCGAAUGUUGCUAGCCGCGGAAGCAUUGGAUCUACAGUCGCAACAAAAUUCGCUGAAAAUGCGUUUAACAGCACGAUUGCUCGACUGCAGUCACAGAUCUUCGGCUUGAAUCUGACCGCCACUGAUGUUGUCGCCAUGCUUCAACUAUGCUCUUAUGAAACCCAUGCUCUCGGCUACUCGGCUUUCUGCAACCUUUUCACCGAGGAAGAUUUUCUCAACUACGAAUACUACUACGAUCUGUCAUUUUACUACAACAACGGCCCAGGAUCUCCAGUUGCCGCCGCACAGGGCAAAGGCUAUCUCCAGGAAUUUGUAGCCCGCUUCACGCAUUCGUUUCCCACUGCCAGCUCGGCCCUUAAUCUCACUUACGACAACAACACGACUUAUUUCCCGCUGAACCAGUCAAUCUAUGCCGAUGCGACUCACGAGGUCGUCGUUCUCGAUACUCUGACGGCGUUCAACCUGACAGCCUUGUUCAAAGGCCCAGCGCUGAGUCUUUCUGGAAACCAAAAGCGAAACUCCUUUGUGGCUAGCAAAAUCGUGCCCUUUGCAACCCAUUUCACCACCCAGAUUUUGGAAUGCCCUGCCUAUAAGCCUACUCGGCAGAUUCGAUUCUUGGUCAAUGAUGCAGUCGUUCCCAUUGCAGAGUCUUAUCACGGAUGCCCAGAGAAUUCCGAUGGCCUUUGCUCUUUCGACCACGUUGUAUCGGUCUUGCAGAAGCGAAUUGAUGAGAUUGACUUUGACUAUGAUUGCUUCGCCAAUUAUACGGCCAAGGCCGGCGUUGAUUACAACGGCCGCGCUCCAAGAAAGUAG
Molecule: messenger RNA, 1644 nt
Organism: Trichoderma atroviride IMI 206040
Lineage: Eukaryota; Fungi; Ascomycota; Sordariomycetes; Hypocreales; Hypocreaceae
Molecular function (GO): acid phosphatase activity
Source: RefSeq, a predicted model, not a curated record